GUCAGUGCUGGAGCCCCCACUGACACCGGCGGUGGGCGGCAAUGGCCGCGCUGCGGCUACCAAAAGCUCCGGCCACGGCCGCCCUCGCCGGCGUCUCGCUCCGCCUCCCACCCCUGGAGCAGCUCCCGCCGCGGCACCCCAACACGGCCCACCUCAACGCGCUGCUCACGGCCUACGGCCGCCGCGGCCGCAUCCGGGACGCUCAGCGCCUGUUCGACCGAAUGCCCCGCCGCGACGUCAUCUCCUGGACCGCGCUCCUCACCGCCUACGCCGACGGCGGCGACCUGGCCUCCGCGCGCCUCGUCUUCGACGACAUGCCCCGCCGCAACGCCGCCUCCUGGAACGCGCUGCUCUCCGUCUACCUCCGCGCGGCGAGGCCUGCGGCCGCGCACGCGUUCUUCGCGAAGAUGCCGGCCAAGAACGCCGUGUCCUACGGCGCCAUGAUAUCGGGGCUCGCCAAGGCCGGGAUGCUGCACGAGGCCCAGGCGGUGUAUGGGGAGAUGCCGCCGCGGUGGCGGGACCCGGUGGGGUCGAACGCUAUGAUGGCUGGGUACUUGAGGGCCGGGGAGCUUGGCAUCGCGCUGAGGAUGUUCGAGGGAAUGGCGGUGAGGGAUGUCAUUUCCUGGAGCGCAAUGGUCGAUGGGCUCUGUAAGUACGGUACUGUGUCGGAUGCGAGGAGGCUGUUCGAGGCAAUGCCGGAGCGGAAUGUGGUGUCUUGGACCUCGAUGAUUCGAGGAUAUGUGAAACGUGGGAUGUGCAGAGAUGGUCUCUUGCUGUUCCUGGACAUGAGACACGAAGGUGUUCAGGUUAAUACGACGACACUCUCAGUUGUGCUAGAUGCUUGUGCUGAAGCCUGUCUUGUUAUAGAAGGAAUCCAGAUUCACAGCUUGAUCAUAGCAAUGGGGUUUGAAGUGGAUAUUUUCUUGGGUGACUCGAUAAUCAUAAUGUACUCCCGGUUUGGUUGGAUGGUUGAUGCUAGAAGGGAGUUUGCUUGCAUGAAGCAGAAGGACAUAGUAUCAUGGAACUCAUUGAUCACUGGGUAUGUUCAGAAUAACAUGAUUGAAGAGGCACAUGUGCUGUUCAAGUUGAUGCCCGAGAGGGAUGCUGUUUCUUGUACAUCGAUGGUUGUUGGAUUCUCUAAUAGGGGUUGGAUGAGAGAGGCUGUUGAACUUUUUGAGCAAAUGCCUGGAAAAGACGAGAUCGCUUGGACUGCUGUUAUUUCUAGUUUUAUUGCGAAUGGAGACUAUGUAAGUGCAGUGCGGUGGUUUUGUCGCAUGACGCGUGAAGGGUGCAAAUCUAGUACAAUAGCUUUUAGUUGUUUCUUGAGUGCUUUGGCUAGCCUGGGAAUGUUGAAUCAGGGUAUGCAAGCUCAUGCCUAUGCAGUCAGUAUGGGAUGGUUAUUUGACUCAGCUGUUCACACUUCUUUGGUGACAAUGUAUGCAAAAUGUGGAAGGUUGACUGAGGCUCAUCGUAUUUUCUCAAGCAUUAGCAAUCCAAACCUUAUUGCCACUAACUCUAUGAUUACAGCAUUUGCGCAACAUGGCUUGGCUGAGGAUGCGCUCAAACUUUUUAGCAGAAUGCAAAAUGAUGGCCAAAAGCCUAACCAUGUGACAUUUUUGGGAAUCCUGACUGCGUGUGCACGUGCUGGUUUAAUUCAACAAGGUUACGACUACUUUGAAUCAAUGAGAGCAGUCUAUGGCAUCGAACCAAACCCCGACCACUACACAUGCAUGGUUGACCUUUUAGGUCGUGUAGGCUUCCUUGCUGAAGCACUGGAAAUGAUUAACUCAAUGCCCCAAAAAGAUUAUCCUGAUGCAUGGGCAGCUUUGCUUAGCUCCAGUAGCCUCCAUUCUAAUCUUGCUUUUGCAAAAAUAGCAGCACAGAAACUUCUUGAGAUGGACCCUUACAAUGCAAUAGCUUACAUGGUUCUGUCAAGCAUGUUUUCCUCAGCAGGGAUGAAAGAUGAUGAAGAAAUGCUAAAAGUUUCACAAUUAUCCAACAUGCCUAGUAAAAGUCCCGCUUAUAGCCUUAUUAUACAGGAUAGAACUACAGAGAAGCACUUCUAGUUCUAGGUAACUGCCUAACUGGUAUUGUGAUACAUGAAUCUUGAAUUAACAAGAAAACAAUUCUAGUGCCAAGAUUCAGUGUUGAUUUUUUGAUAUGUUUUACAUGUUUAUGUACAAUGUUAAGAACUGAGAUGGCAUAUAAAAGAGCUCACAUGGUCAUGUGCAGUUUCUUUAAUGCAUAAAUACCUAUGUGUGGAUAUCUGAUAAGACGAUUGAUGAAUAUGAAGAUUAUGGACGCUGGUGGUCUGGAUCAACUUUUUGACUCUGGAAAAUUUGAUGAUAGCUAUGCAGAUAAUUCAUCUGCUAAGACGAUAUGUUGGAGAACUUGAAAUUGUUGGAUGGUGUCAGCUUAAUUCAAGAAUACUUAUGCAGGAUAUAAUCUCAAAUUGACGCAGAAACAGGUUAUCGAGUGAGUGUAUUGGAAAAGGCUGAAUAGCAUGAGGCUAAGGCUUCCACCUGGGCCUCCAACAUGGCCAAUCUUUGGGAACCUUCUCCAGUUGAGCCCUCUUCCCCACAAGGACUUCGCUCAAUUUUGCACCAAAUAUGGCCCCCUUGUCUAUCUUCGCCUAGGAACCGUCAAUGCCAUCACCACUGAUGAUCCUGAAGUCAUCCGUGAAAUACUCAUCCGACAAGAUGAGGUCUUUGCUUCAUGACCUCGGACACUGGCUGCUGUUCAUCUUGCCUAUGGGUGUGGUGAUGUGGCUCUUGCUCCGCUGGGGCCAAACUGGAAAAGGAUGAGGAGAGUUUGCAUGGGGCACUUGCUGACGACCAAGCGGCUUGAGUCUUUCGCUGCUCACCGAGCUCAGGAGGCUGAGCACUUCUGCCAGUUUAUAUGGGCUAAAGUUCAGUCAGGGAAGCCCGUGAAUCUCAGAGAGGUUCUUGGUGCCUUUUCUAUGAACAACGUGACUAGGAUGUUGCUGGGGAAGCAGUACUUUGGGCUGCAGUCGGCAGGCCCUGGUGAAGCAAUGGAGUUCAUGCACAUCACCCAUGAGCUUUUCUUGUUGCUGGGCCUGAUAUAGCUUGGGGCCUACUUGCCAGCUUGGAGGUGGCUUGAUCCAUAUGGGUGCGAGAAGAAGAUGAGGGAGGUUGAGAAGAAGGUGGACGACUUCCACCAGAAGAUACUUGAUGAACACAGGAGGGCUAGGGAGGCCAAGAAGAGUGCCUGUGCCUCCCUCAACGACGAUGAUAGCAAAGAAGAGAUGGACUUCGUCGAUGUGCUGCUAUCUUUGCCUGGUGAGAAUGGGAAGGAGCACAUGGAUGAUGUGGAGAUCAAGGCGUUGAUGCAGGACAUGAUCGCUGCUGCUACCGACACUUCAUCGGUGACCAACGAGUGGGUGAUGGCCGAGGUGAUCAAGAACCCGCAUGUCCUCCGCCGGAUCCAGGAGGAGCUUGACGCCGUUGUCGGCCGCGGCCGGAUGGUCGCCGAGUCUGACCUCGCCCACCUGCUCUACCCUCCGGUGCGUCGUCCGCGAGUCGUUCCGGAUGCACCUGGCCGGCCCGUUCCUGAUCCCGCACGAGUCCCUGAAGCCGAUGACGAUAAGCCGACGACGAUCAUGGGCUACCACAUCCCGGCGUGGACGCGCGUGUUCAUCAACACGCACGCGCUGGGCCGGAACCGCGCAUCUGGGACGAUGUCGCCGAGUUCCGGCCGGAGAGGCACCUGCCGGAGGAGGGUGUGGGAGGCCGUGUGGAGAUCAGCCACCUGCCGGACUUCAAGAUCCUGCCGUUCAGCGCCGGGAUUCCCGGCGCGCCGCUGGGCGUGGUCCUGGUGCUCAUGGCGCUCGCCAGGCACUUCCACUGCUUCGACUGGUCCCUGCCGGACGGGCUCCGCCCUGAGGACAUCGACACCGAGGAGGUGUACGGGAUGACCAUGCCCAAGGCCAAGCCGCUCUUCGCCGUCGCCACACCACGCCUGCCGCCGCAGAUGUACGGCUCGUGCGGUGCUGCUCGCCAUGGCGAUCGAUUAAGCUUUGGUAGCCAUGGCUAAUAGUAUAAGAGAGCUUGUCGAUUGAUCAGUAAGAGAGAAACUGAUCAUAUAUACUCCAUAACACAUAAACGAUGAAUGAAAUUCGCCAAUUUGCGUUUGA
Messenger RNA from Phragmites australis (common reed), 4153 nucleotides. RefSeq names its product pentatricopeptide repeat-containing protein At1g53600, mitochondrial-like. Gene Ontology annotation, biological process: RNA modification. The transcript has 4 exons. Gene Ontology annotation, molecular function: RNA binding; protein binding. Bases 42 to 2066 code for a protein of 674 amino acids. NCBI's taxonomy places the organism in Eukaryota, Viridiplantae, Streptophyta, Magnoliopsida, Poales, Poaceae. The record is from RefSeq and is a predicted model, not a curated record.